Messenger RNA from Auanema sp. JU1783, 516 nucleotides. Lineage: Eukaryota; Metazoa; Nematoda; Chromadorea; Rhabditida; Rhabditidae. The record is from the annotation of a GenBank genome assembly.
AUGAUGUUGUUUCAUCUGACAUUCUUACUUUUUGUUUCGCUAUCUGCCAUUCAUGGCAAGUAUGUUGAACCACCUACUGGUGAAUACGCUCCACAUUGUCUAAUUGGAGAUCCAAAUGCCAAAAAUGUUUAUCAUGAAGCUGAUUCUUACCAGGUUCCGUGGUUCAACGUUGAUUUGGACGCACCAGCCAAAGAGAGAUUUAAACAUGUUGUUCGUCCGUUCAAAAAUGAGAUUCAAGCAGUUUUCGAUGUCUUAGCUGAUUUCUUGACAAUCAUUCCUGACAUUCCUGUAUGGGAAAUCGUGGGCAACUUUAUGCAGAAGAUGUUUGAUGAAGGACGAAUUAUGCAGCCGUACCGUGAUGAAAUUCAAGGAAUCGCUGACGAAUUACAAUGUAAUCUUGGACAAUUAGCUUUCCUCAAUAUCUUUUAUGAAUUAUCUCGCUUCUGCACAUCAAUCAUUGCUCAAACUCCUGGAAAUAAAGAACUUUACCAUGCUCGGUAUGAUAUUUCAGAAUAA